CGCCCCAGAGUGGACGUCGCGCACCCCUAAAUAAUAUACUCGUCUAUUAUACAUCGCAACUAAUAAGUUCAAAACAUUCCAUUUUCAAAACACUUAAAUUAAGUUAACUGAGUUUAUUCUGUGCUUUCCAAGGGGUGCCGGCUGAGUCAUCAAAGGAUCAGGAACAGAUAAAAUGAUUGUAAGGAAAGUAUUUACGAAGGGAAAAUAAUGAUAAUCUCUCAAUAAUAAUCAACGGCAGAUAUGGAGGCAGCUUUGCCGCACUUCCAUCGCUUAGCUUCUUCAAGAUUCUACCAACAGUAUGCAGCUCCACCGGUUCAUAUAUCCAGUAACUAUCUCCACGAUCUUGUACCGCAACAGCAUCCAACGCUUCUUCAACAAUAUCUGUCCUACUACCAUGAACCAUCCGUACCCCUCGAUCUCUCUCUUAAGCAAACCACACCCAUCACCCCGCCUUGUACUCCACCACCGCAAAAAAGAAAACUUACAGACGAGACUAAAGUACCCAAACGACCUAAAAUAUUUCGGCAUUUUGAGGAAGAUGACACGAAAGAUGAACCCGAAGACAAAAUUAAACGAAAAAUUGACGACGAACUUUCGAACGAUAGCGAUAGCCCUGAAGCUAAAAAAUUAAAGUUUACGAAACAGUUUUUCGACGAAUUGCGCACUUGCCUCCCAAACGAUGGGGAGAAAAGUGGUAGGAGUUCCCCAGAAAUCGUUGAGAUCAAGGACGUCGAAGAGCGUCCCAGGAAGUCACCGAAACCGCAACAGCCUUUGAAGAAAAGUAAAGUUGUUAGACGAUUGAUGUUUGACGAAGAUAAAACCUCGCCGGUAUCAGGGACAAUUAUAAGGGAUCUUGAUGAAGACGAGACUCUAGUAGUGAGAAAGGGUGACAUAGACCCCGCAUUUAACGUGGUGGAAGUGACCGAGGAGGCCAAAGCUUUAAUAGCAACGAUCGAGAACCGUCUAGGUCGAUACAUCUGCAGACUGUGCAGGCGUUUGUACAAUGACGCCUUUGCCCUGGCGCAACACAGGUGUUCUAGAAUUGUACAUAUUGAAUAUCGAUGCCCGGAAUGUGAUAAGGUAUUUAAUUGUCCAGCAAAUCUGGCUUCGCAUCGCCGAUGGCAUAAGCCUAGGGUACCAGGAGCGACGAAACGUCGAGAGCCUGUGAACACAGAAUCGGGUCGCUUCUCUUGCGAGAGGUGUGGAAAGCUCUUUCGAAGGCAGGCGUAUCUACGGAAACACCUUCUAGCUCAUGAACAGCCAGACAACGAUAUUGAUAAGGAGCCAUCGGCGUUCCGUCAAGUCCAAGUAGAUUAUUCAUAUCAACCGGAAACCGUGCGAGACAACAAUUUCAAUAACUUCUGGAAUAAGAUACCGCCCCUGCAUAGAGAGACGAGCUGGGAGGAUGUUCGCGCUCGCUGUACUUCAAAUUGCUCCUCUGAGGACUCCCGAAGCCUCGAUGUCACGGGAUCGGAGGACGAAGGGGGCGGGACGAUGGAUGGCUGACGUCACAUCCUGCGGCCCGUGCCGCGGUUUCCGUACAACCUUGGCUCUGCCUACCCCUAUACAGGGCCGUAUGGAGACUCUUUCUAUUUCUCUUAAAGGUACUAGCAUCGGGAUUCAGAUAUCGUAUAUAGUUAUCAUGUAGUUUAGAAUUAAUGGUGUAUAGGUGUGUUUUAGUUAAUUUCGAAUUGUACAGUGGAAAUACCUUUAUAACAGAUUUUAAGUUGUAUUUUUAUUUAGAGAUUUUUAAUUGUACAUUCUCCUACAGCAACAUUCCAAAAUGAUGAGACGAUGUCAAACAUAUCUCAUGUGUAAAUAACACAUUUAAUGUAACAUAGUCGUAUAUAUAUGAAGUAGUUUAAAAAUCAGUAAUAAAAUUUUAGGGAUUUUUAAAGAAAAUUAACGAAUCUAAAGUAUUUUAAA
Molecule: messenger RNA, 1926 nt
Organism: Pieris rapae (cabbage white)
Lineage: Eukaryota; Metazoa; Arthropoda; Insecta; Lepidoptera; Pieridae
Product: zinc finger protein 200-like
Exons: 5
Coding region: 241-1506 (421 amino acids)
Biological process (GO): regulation of cell cycle process; negative regulation of transcription by RNA polymerase II; neuron differentiation
Cellular component (GO): nucleus; transcription repressor complex
Molecular function (GO): RNA polymerase II cis-regulatory region sequence-specific DNA binding; DNA-binding transcription repressor activity, RNA polymerase II-specific
Source: RefSeq, a predicted model, not a curated record